AUGGAUUCUGUGUACCGGCAAGGAGGAAGAGGCGGAACCGCCCUUGUCGAUGGUGACUUAUAUGAACUUAAUGAUGCUAGAAACCUAGUGGAAGAAACGUUUGAUGAGGAUGAUGGUAGCGGAGGUGGAACACAUGAUAUGGAUGACAUAUCCCAAGGAUCGGAGGAUGACGAAGUUGAUGUUGCCUCCGCGGACGAAGAUGACUUGACUUCGGGGCCAAGUACUUCGGAUGAUGUGUUGGAGGACGAGUACAGAUCCGAGCCUAGCAGUGAGGAUGAAAGUGAUUGUUGUGAGGGAGGGUUUGCGAACGCAAUAUGUGUCCCAGUUGAUGGGUCAUUAAGAAUGGAAUACAAUGACGUCGAAUUGAGGCAAUUGAAGGCUAUCCAUGUGGAGGUACCCUCGGUACCAAAUUUCAUGGACAUUAGUACGGUUGACGAGGCAAUAUGUGACACUGGUUUGACGUUGUUGGCCAAUGAGGUACCAGAUAGUGAGGAGGUGGAGAUUAAGAAGGGAAUGAGAUUUGAUACGUUGGAGCAUCUCAAGUAUUUCCUGAUGGAUUAUGCCGUUAGGUUUCAUAGGCCAUAUUAUGUGACCCACUCCGACAACAACAAGGGGUACACGGUGCUUUGCAAGAAUGGAUGUCAAUGGGGUCUUCGGGCUCGGAGGCAGAGAAAUGAAAAGUGGAAGAUUUGCAAUGUUUUCAACUAA
This is a messenger RNA of Miscanthus lutarioriparius, 708 nucleotides long. The record is from the annotation of a GenBank genome assembly. Lineage: Eukaryota; Viridiplantae; Streptophyta; Magnoliopsida; Poales; Poaceae.